Molecule: messenger RNA, 4650 nt
Organism: Sardina pilchardus (European sardine)
Lineage: Eukaryota; Metazoa; Chordata; Actinopteri; Clupeiformes; Clupeidae
Product: rap guanine nucleotide exchange factor 1-like
Exons: 24
Coding region: 288-3596 (1102 amino acids)
Biological process (GO): positive regulation of GTPase activity; Ras protein signal transduction
Cellular component (GO): plasma membrane
Molecular function (GO): guanyl-nucleotide exchange factor activity
Source: RefSeq, a predicted model, not a curated record
GGGUCUACCCUCCGCCUCGCCACACCACCAGCAGCCGUGGUCUGUGUGCGUGUGUGUGUAUGUGUAUGUGUGAGUGUGUGUGUGUGUGUGUGAGAGAGAGAGGGAGCGGGGGGAGCGAGAGAGAGUAGGAUCCUACCUAUCAAGCACGUUUUACAUGUAUCCUCGCCGAACCGACACACGAGAAAAAUGCCGGGCUAAGUGAGGACGUAGGGGAACCAGCCGGACCACGCCGCUCGGCUUCUUGUCUUUUUCGUCUGUGAACUGGGGAUACGCGAUCGCCCACAGAUAUGUCGGGCAAUAUAGAGAACAAGCAAGAGGGGACGCGCUCCCACCUCUCCUCCCUCAAGCUGUCCACCAUGAAGCUCAUGGACAAGUUCCACUCCCCCAAGAUCAAACGCACACCCUCCACCAAAGGCAAGCCCCCCUCCCCAGAACCCCCGGCUCCCGCCCCAGAGAAACCAGUCAACAAGAAGGUGUCUCGUCUGGAGGAGCAGGAGAAGGACGUGGUGAGCGCGCUGCGCUACUUCAAGGCCAUCGUGGACAAGAUGGCCGUGGACGCCAAAGUCCUGGAGAUGCUCCCUGGCUCAGCCAGCAAAGUCCUGGAGGCCAUCUUACCUUUGGUGCAGGGGGACACCCGCUCACACAACAGUUCGGCGCUGUCCUCCUGUCAUAACCGUGUGUAUCAGAGUCUGGCUAACCUGGUGCGCUGGUCCGAUGAUGUCAUGUUGAAGGGGAUUGAUCUGAGUGACAAGGAGACCGUGACAACGGUCACCACGGUGAUCAAAGCUGUGCUCGAUGGGGUGAAAGAGCUGGUAAAACUCACCAUUGAGAAACAGGAACAGCCUUCACCCACAUCCCCUAAACCCGCACCUCCAAUGGCCAAAGCAGAGAGCAUGUGUCUUCCAGAGCGGGACAUGAGCAAGACCACACCUGUGACCACGCCCUCUGAGAGCUUGACGGACAUGUCAGAGGAGGAGGCUCCACCCAAACCCCCCCUCCCUGGACCUAAACUAGCUGAGCACAGUAUCCCGAUUCUGCCCCCUAAGAAGCGCGAGUCGUUGCCCGCGCUCACGCGCAUCGCCGUGGUGGCACCCAUGAGCCGAGCUGCCAGUGGUAGGAGUUUACCGCCCGGAGCCUUCAAACAGUUACAACAGCAGGACCAAGAGGCGGAGCUACUGCAGAGACGCUUAUCGGCCGACAGCCAAUCGUACAGCAGCGACUCCCCGUGCCUGUCAUCCUGCGGCAUCAUGGGUAAACUGAGCCAGUCAGACGAGCAGCUCCCUGCGCUAGAGAGGGACAGUGGGCAGUGCUCCCGAAACACCAGCUGUGAAACGCUGGACGGCUACGAUCCCGACUACGACUUCCUGCAUCAGGACCUGUCCGUGCUGGAGUCGCUGCCUCCGUUCCCGGUGCCGGGCGGCGGCGGCGGUUCGCUGAGCCCGCUCCCCGAGUGCCUGAGCGAGUGCGGCUCUCCCCCGCCGGGCCCCCCUCCUCUCCCCCCCCUGCCCCCCUCCCUCCGCACCUCGUCGUCGGGCGCCCUCCUCCCUCCGCCGGCCCUGCCGCUCAAGAAGCGGCGCAGCGUGCCGGUCAUCUCCAUGCACGGCCUCCGCUUCGCGCCGCACCUCUACCACAGCCAGUCGGAGGAGUGGGACGGCGGGACGGACCCGGACCCGGACCGGCCGCCCACGCCGCCGUUCCCGCUGCUCACGCCGCUGUCGCCCAUGCCGCUGCUCAACGGCGGCGUCUUCACCAGCCAGUACGCCCACUCGCCCGUCGGGGGGGACCCGCGCACCGACAGCCCCCCGCCGCUACCGGAGAAGAAGAGCCGCACCAUCCUGCAGUACAUGGCGUUUAUGGAGGACUACUCGGAGCCGCAGCCGUCCGUCUUCUACCAGACGCCGGCCAGCGAGACCAUCUACGAGCACCGGCUGCGCCGCCUGCAGGAGGUGUGCGGCAUCAGCGAGAGCUACGGGGGCGAGCAGGCGCAGGGGGUCACCCAGGGGCAGACGCAGGGGCAGACGCAGGGGCAGACGCGGCCCUCGCCACCGCCCGCCCUGCCGCCCAAACAGAGGCAAAUGAGUGAAAGUGCAAUUGAUGAGGGAGGAGAGGGGGAAUAUGUCAACCUGUAUUCCAAUGGAAAUGACACACCCCACUCAGCAGCAGUGAGCCUAAUAGACGAUAUUCUUCCAACCCCGAGAAUGUCCUCGUCAAGUAGCAGAGGGACAAUGACCAAAGAGAGGGCUGUGGACUUGUCGGAGGAUGUUGAUGAACUCUCCCUCAUUGACCACAAAGACAUCAUGAGCCGCAUCACAUGCAAACAAGAGAAUGAUGACGGGCCUGACGUAAGGGCUGGCUCUGUUGACAUACUGCUAGUCCACGCCACAGAGACUGACCGCAAAGACCUGGUGUUGUACUGCGAGGCGUUUCUGACCACGUACAGAACCUUCAUCACCCCAGAGGAGCUCAUCAAGAAGCUACACUACAGAUAUCCUUGCCUGAGCCAGACACACUUAACCCUUUCCAUUUCUGUGUACGGUGUGUGUGGGUGUGUUUAUCAGUGUGUAUUCCUUCUUGACCCCCUCCGCACAUAUACCCGCUUCUGCCACAGUCCUGACACCUUCAAGAAACGCGUCAGUAAGAACACUUUCUUCGUGCUGGUGCGCGUCGUGGAUGAGCUCUGUCUGGUGGAGCUGACGGAGGACAUCCUGCGUCAGCUGAUGGAGCUGGUGUUCCAGCUGCUGUGUAACGGCGAGCUGAGCCUGGCGCGCGUGCUGCGCUCCAACAUCCUGGACAAGGUGGACCAGAAGAGGCUACAGAGGCACGUCCACACCCACGCACCGCUGUCCACGCGCAUGGUCUCCGCCAGGCCAGGCACACUCCAUGAUUUCCGAAGUCAUGAGGUUGCUGAUCAGCUCACUCUUCUGGAUGCAGAGCUCUUCUAUAAGAUUGAGAUCCCUGAGGUUCUCCUCUGGGCGAAGGAGCAGAAUGAGGAGAAGAGCCCCAACCUCACCCAGUUCACGGAGCACUUCAACAACAUGAGCUACUGGGUGCGCUCCAUCAUAAUACAGCAGGAGAGAGCACAGGACAGGGAGAAACUUCUGCUCAAAUUCAUCAAGAUCAUGAAGCACUUACGGAAGCUGAACAACUUUAACUCGUACCUGGCCAUCCUGUCGGCUCUGGACUCUGCACCAAUCAGACGUCUCGAAUGGCAGAAGCAGACCUCUGAGGGAUUAGAGGAGUACUGUACAUUGAUUGACAGCUCCUCAUCAUUCCGAGCGUAUCGUGCGGCUCUGUCUGAAGUGGAGCCUCCUUGCAUUCCCUACCUUGGGCUCAUUCUCCAGGACCUGACCUUUGUUCACCUGGGCAACCCUGACCUGGUCGAAGGGAAGGUCAACUUCUCAAAGCGCUGGCAGCAGUUCAACAUUCUAGACAGCAUGAGACGCUUCCAGCAAGUCCAUUACGAGCUGAGGCGGAACGAUGACAUCAUCUCAUUUUUCAACGACUUCACGGACCACCUGGCCGAGGAGGCAUUAUGGGAGCUCUCACUGAAGAUCAAGCCCCGCAGCAAGAAGGUGCCCCGUGAGGAGAAGACCUAGAACCCGCGGUCCGGAACCCUAGGAACCCCCACAUCCCCCCCACACCCUCCUACACACACAGCUAAAUCACAUGAACACAGAGGACUACUGAGGCAAACUAAAAGACUCUUCUGAAAGAGACAAGACUGUUGUUUUAUAAAGCGACUCUUCUCGAGGAGAAAGCUUAUCCUUUUCUGAUUGACAGGAGGGACUCCUGCUGUGGCAGAAGAGCCUGAGCGACAAAAACUUUAUCCUUUAACACACCUUCUCUCUCUCUCUCUCACUCACUCACUCACUCACUCACUCACAUACACACACACAGAGGACAAAUGUGGAUGAAAAGUACUGGAGUACUCCUAUAGACUGUUUUCUUGAACUCCUUGUUGGACAACACUGUGACCGCAGCAGUGCACUCACACUCAAAGCUGAAACUUGUUUGGAACCUGGAAUGGACUGGAACUGAUUUUAAACUGGAUUUAAUGGAGUGAGUGUGUGUGUGUGUGUGUGUGUGUGUGUGUGUGUGUGUGUGUGUGUGUGUGUGUGUGCGUGCGUGCAUUUCCGUGUGUGUGUGUGUGUGUACAGUAACUGUACACGUCACCAUGAGUAAAUAUACUUAUGUGAAGGUUUACAAACUGUGUGGGAUUGCAGACUAUAUGAACAUAGGGAAGACUGUAUAUUUCUGAGUUUGUAAUCUUGCCACUUGCUGUAGAAUACUGAAGUCUUAACUUCUCUCUGACAUGAAAUAUGCACUCACAUUCACCCACCUGUGAGGAGCUAGUGGGCCAAGCUUGUAUAGGACACAUACCAGCAUUAUGCCUCUGGCGGAUCGUGUGUGUGUGUGUGUGUGUGUUUGUGUACGAGAGACAGGGAGGGAGAGAGGAAUUGUGUAUAAGCAAGUGUAGGUAAGGAAGCGUGUGUGUGUUUAGAGGCAUUGUGUCUCAUCAGACAUGAAAGCCACGUUCACUGUGCUCUCUUUCACAAAUAAAACACUCCACUCUUUCCCAAAUGUUGUGUGUUUGUGUGUGUGUUUGUCAAAGAAUUGUAUGCAUUCAGUGCAACAGCUGAGAAUAUGUGA